This is a messenger RNA of Prorocentrum cordatum, 2097 nucleotides long. The record is from the annotation of a GenBank genome assembly. NCBI's taxonomy places the organism in Eukaryota, Dinophyceae, Prorocentrales, Prorocentraceae.
AUGGGCGCUUGCAUGGCCACGGUGCACCGACUCUGCACUGGCCGCCGCCUCUUCGUGCGCUAUUGUGGGAAGACGCUGGUCAUAGUCGACUGCACGGUCAACUACAAGCUGCUCCGCGCCUAUGUGUCCAAGCUGCGUGCCCUCGCAUUCCGGUUUACCACAUUUGGCGUCUUGGGCCAGAACGGCGAGGACCAUUUCGUGCAUGAGAUGACCCACAUGACCACGUCCGACGUGGUCAUCCUCGCCGGCCGCGCGGACGGUCGCCUCGGGACGCUCGCCUCGAUGGAGGCCGCCAGUAUCAUGUCCCUGCAGCAGGCGCGCUUCAUCGCCGCCAACCCGAACACAGGUGUCGAGAUUGUGUCCGUCGGGCACAACCCGUGGAUGAAGACUGGCCUCUUCCAGAGGUCUGUGACACUGUCCUCUGAGCACAGACCGGCAUUCUAUUCACAGAAAUUGUUGCGCAGUGAGUUUGGUGGACACGCUCCUGCAGACGUGAUGCAUGGGGUUGCCAUGCUCGUCAAGGGGGACUUGACCAGUGCCAGCACGCGAACAGGCAACGAGGCUCCCUUCCAGGAUGUGCGGAUUGAAGACAUUCAGCGAAAGAUGUUGUCUCAAACGGUAGAGAUCGGGGAUGCCCAAGUAAUAAUAAGCGAAUUGGUCAAAGAGCACUCGGAGGUCUUGGAGAUCGAGCCUGAGGACUUCGACAUCAAGCAGGUUCUCGACGACGACGUUGCAGCGCAUCUGACAGGCAUGCGGUCAGCCCGAAAGGUCAGCAAAACCGUCAGCGCGCAAACAGCAUCUGCAACAGCGGUUGACAUGUGCGGCAAGGCGAUGAAGAAGCUGAGUCUUGCCCGGGAGAUGUCCCCGAUGAAGCUUUUCGCCCGGCGGGAGUCUUCUUCGUCUCAGCUUCCCCCUGUGGAGCUGCCACCGCGUGAGGACUCGAAGUCCUCGGUGGGCGUCCAAAGCACCGGGAGCUCGACGGGUGCACCGAGCCAGGACUCCGCCGACCAGACGGAGAUGCUCAGUAAAAGGAGCCGUACAGACUCUAAGAAGAGGACCGGCGUCUUCAAGUUCACCGCCUCGAACAUCAUGGUGGUGCUCCGCGGUCGCAAGAUGGAGACGAUGAUCGGGCAGAUGCAGCUGGGUCAGCAGAAGAGGCUUGCGCUGGCCAGGCACAACAUGGGCGACAUUGCAGGAAAGGCCUGGAGCCUGCUGAAGGCCUGCUACGAGGAGUGGGCUCACUUCGCGGCGGAGAGGGGUCAGGAGCGUGCCGAGAAGGAGGCGGAGAAGCUGGCCUCCUGCAUUGCCGAGAUGAACAAGACGCAGUCCCUCACUCUGCCGGUGCAGGCAGCGUGGCGGACGCAGGAGGAGUACCGGCAGCGGAAGCGCCAGUGGAUGAUGCACUACAACGCGUUGCCGUUCUCGAUGCCCUACUCGGCCAACCGGUGCUUCGACCUGUGGAGGCAGAGCGUGGAGGCCACGAGGGCCCAGAGAGCCAUGACCGGCACCCCGACCUCGUCGGUGAUGGGCGGCAUGAGGAGCAUGAAAAGCAUGGCCUCGUUGAAGUCGAUGAGCACUUCCCGAAGUCUUGUCUCGCGCGUGCUCAGCGGGGCCAGCUCGAGGAAGCACAGCCCGACGAAGACUUACAGCCCGUCGAAAAAACACAGCCCGAGCAAGACCUACAGCUCGACAAAGAACAGGAGUUACGGCCGGACCUGGGACAGCGUCUUCAGGAGAACGUCGAUGGUGGACCGCGGGGACACAGGGGCUGUCGUGAUCGGCGAGCAGCGCGGGUCCAAGGCCCGCGUGAAAGAGGGCGCGGGCGGCAAGGAAAUGAUCGCCGAGCUCGGCUACAUGGAGGGCAUCUAUGAGACGCGCGUCGCCGCCGCGGAGAGGCUGCUUGCCUUCUACAUUCUCUUCCACGCGGCCGUGCGACCCGUCUCGCGCCUGUGGGGCCUCAGCUUCGACAUGGACCGCAGCGAGUCCAGGCUCCGCGUCGCUUCGACGCCCGCGCCCGUGCCCUUUGUCGAGAGCAUGGGCGCCGGCGGCUUGGAGCACGACGGGGCGGCGCUCUCGGCCGACCCCGAAGACAUCUAA